This is a messenger RNA of Helianthus annuus (common sunflower), 894 nucleotides long. RefSeq names its product ras-related protein RABA1f. Gene Ontology annotation, cellular component: endosome. Gene Ontology annotation, molecular function: GTPase activity; GTP binding. The record is from RefSeq and is a predicted model, not a curated record. The transcript is spliced from 2 exons. Lineage: Eukaryota; Viridiplantae; Streptophyta; Magnoliopsida; Asterales; Asteraceae. Bases 128 to 784 code for a protein of 218 amino acids.
UAUAACUGCCGUUCAAAUUUCUGAAAUCCUGAAAUAAUAAAAAUCAUCAUCGUCAUCCAAAUUUUGAUCUCUUUCUUUCCAUUCAUCCUCAUGUCCCUUUAAAAUCACAAUAGUCGUCGAUAGGGAUAUGGCGCAUUUUUGUAGAGACGAUGACUACGAUUACUUGUUUAAGGUUGUUUUGAUCGGGGAUUCAGGUGUCGGUAAAACCAAUCUUUUGUCACGAUUCUCCAAAAACGAAUUCAACAUGGAGUGUAAAUCCACCAUUGGGGUUGAAUUUGCCACCCGUAGCAUCGAAGUCGAUGACAAGAUCAUCAAAGCCCAGAUUUGGGAUACCGCGGGUCAAGAAAGGUACCGCGCUAUAACAAGUGCAUACUAUAGAGGCGCGGUAGGUGCAUUGAUCGUAUAUGAUAUCACACGACACGUAACAUUUGAAAACGUUGAAAGAUGGCUAAAAGAGCUUCGAGAUCACACGGAUCAAAAUAUCGUGAUCAUGCUUGUAGGGAACAAAGCCGAUCUUCGACACCUACGAGCCAUUCAAAUGGAUGACGCAAAGUUAUUUGCCGAGAGAGAGAACAACUUUUUCAUGGAAACAUCGGCUCUCGAAUCGUUAAACGUCGAGAAUGCGUUCACCGAACUAUUGACUCAAAUUUAUCACGUCGUCAGCAAAAGGGCACUUGAAGUGGGUAGUGAUCCCAUGGUUCCAAGCAGAGGACAAACAAUUAAUGUUGGAGGUAAAGAUGAUUCUCCUGCUGCUGUUAAGAAGAACGAAGGGUGUUGUAGUUGAAAAAGAUAUGUUUACACAUUUAUAAAACUAGGAUGCAGCGGAAAACACAUACACUGCAAGGGUAUGCAUUGUUCGGUUUGUUUGGUUAUUAUCUUCAACCAAAAUUGAAG